Messenger RNA from Carica papaya (papaya), 644 nucleotides. RefSeq lists its product as uncharacterized. NCBI's taxonomy places the organism in Eukaryota, Viridiplantae, Streptophyta, Magnoliopsida, Brassicales, Caricaceae. The record is from RefSeq and is a predicted model, not a curated record.
AGUCAAACGAGAAAGAGGAAGAAGAACAGGACAUUAUUGAGAUCGCACAGAUAGCCGAAUGGGGUGCUUCGCUUGCUUCGACGGAGGAGCCAAACAACAGAGAAAGGAAGAAGAGAGAAUAGCCUCAGCAGAAGCUCGAGCCAAGGCUGCAGAUGCCGCACAGAGACGGCAAGAAGAAUUUGAAAAAUCUGCUGCAGGAAGGGCUGCCCGUGCCCAACUACAGGGGAUGGCAAAGCAAUCUACAAAUGCUAACAAAGGAGAACCAGUUCUAAAGUGGCGGAUGAGCUGAGAUUAACCUUUCCUCGUAUGAUUAACCAUGACUGAUCACUAAUCAAGAUUGGUUCAUAUUCUGUGCAUUACCUCAGAGCAGAUGCAGCAUUUGGUUGAAGUUUACAACAUUUUCAAUAAUGGUGUAUGGAUUAUAUGGAGUAUAGAAAAUAAAGCUGUAAAUUGUUGUCCUUAAUGAGUUAUGUCUAUGCUUAUUCUGCAGAAUCCCGGACAGCCUUAUUAUCCCCUCUAUUUGUGAUCUCUUAGCAGCAAGUAGUGAUUUCUCUUUUUUUUUUUUUUUCUCUUUAAAUAUUUAGUUUCUUUCAUGUUACAGACAAUUGUAAAAUGUUUAUAUAUGAGAAAGCUCAUUUAUGGGA